UCAAGAAGCUCUUAAUUGGCUAAAACGACCUCAAUCAGCCGAUUGCUCGUGCUUUUGCCUCCACUUUCUUCUAAGUUCCUCCUCUUUUUCUUCUUCCACAGCGGAGAAAGAAGCCCAGACCAGUCGAGUACGAGUACCGACUGCUGCUGCCAAAGUCUCGUGCUGCUCUGCUCUGCUUUGCUUGUCGAGGUCGCGAGGGUCUCCAGAUCUAAACUUGAUCACUCCAUCAUCAGCUCUUCUAUUGUAUUAUUCUUCCCCUUGUGUAAAUUCUCUCGCGGCCCGACAUAGCUGCGAGCUCCGCUCUUGAGUCCGUCUUACUGCUUCUCUUGUCGAUUUCCCAUAUCCGGCUCCGCGCCCCCCGGAGAUAAGAAAGUGCCAGUGCUUAAGCCGAGGCGCCGGCUCAAUUUUCCGCAACCACCAACCUCUUAGUGAUCAACUUGAUCCAAGAGCAUCAUCGAGCUUACGGCUCAUUGGGAUAGGAAUUGGGGAUUCAAACAGCUCUACGAUUUGUUUUAGAGCUUCUUUGCACAAUUGAUAAGUCAAGCCAAUUGCCACUCGAUCAAUUGGACCUCUUGUUCUACCUCGCUUCUCUUCGAUUCUUUUUUCUUGACGAGCAGUAUUUGCUCGAAUCCGCGACAAUGGUUCUCACUCAUACGACAAACCACAACUAUAACCACCCAUUCCCGACUGUCACUCUCGCCUACUUCCUCCGAUACUCCUCGCCUCAGCUAAACCCCUUCGCCGCCCAUGUUCUCAGCACCGACACCAUUGAGAGCUAUGUCGACCCAAAAACCCGUCGACUUCACACAACUCGCAUCCAUUUGAAGAAAAGUCGAAUGCCUGGUGCUGUAUACAAGCUACUUCCUGCCAGUGUCACUGGUGGUGGCUCUGGAGACAAGGCUUCAUACAUCCUGGAGACGAGUGUUGUUGAUAUCAAGGAGGGUUGGAUGAAGACGGAGAGCCGAAACCUCAAUUUCACGGGUGUACUUUCUGUCAUUGAGAAGCAGGAGUUCAACGUUCCUACCGAAGGUGUUAACCAGAACCCUAACGAGACUGCUGUGACGACUAUGGUUCAGUUCAGGUCAAGACUGGGGGAUAAAAUUAGGGGCAAGCUGGGACAAGCCCAAGAGGACGGUUGGUUCAAGAAUGGCAUCAUUGGUGGCUGGGGCACGAAGGGCAUCCAACGCAGCAUCGAAAGCAUCGCCUCUACCAAAACGCAGGAUCAAAUGGGUAAAAGCCGCGAUGGCAUGAAACUCGUCCUCGAACGAUUGCGCAACAAUGGCGUAAUGGGAGUCCUCGAGACGAUACGGCGAGAACGUCAACGACAGCUCGCUUGAACGCAUAACGAUACGACCAACUGUAACAAUGAACGACAACGGCCUUUGAGCAGCACAGUCUCGGGAGGGAAAGGUUCCUGAUGGGCUGUGUACGCUCUGUGUAUUAUUAUUGCUUUUCACUUGAGCCUGGCGUAUGUGUCUUUUUUCUUUUGGAUAGGGGAAUCUGUGGAAAAUCUGGAGAUGCGAUGCUGGAAUCGGCCAGCGGAGCGGAUGAGGGGACAGAAAAACGUGUGAUGACACGGCGCCUCAACUAUAUGUGGCAUCCCCUCUCUUGUAUUGUGUAUGAAGAAUGAAUGGAAACAAAAUUUCAAAGAAGUUUAUUGGUCUAGUGAUUGGCCGCGUGGAUGUGAGGUUUGAGCUUGCCCGACAGCUUAUCUGAGGUAACAAGCUUGGGUCGUGUACGUUCCAAGCUCUUAGACAGCCUAUGGACUUACUUAUAUAACAAAGGUAUAUACAUGUGAACCUUUGUUGUAUCAUAUCGUAAACUUUGUCUAAGUGAUGCACUCCUGCUCCAAACACCAAGUAUCUCUUUCAGUUGUACGUUUCGCUGCGUGGUUUU
Messenger RNA from Fusarium odoratissimum NRRL 54006, 1896 nucleotides. RefSeq lists its product as uncharacterized. Gene Ontology annotation, molecular function: phosphatidic acid transfer activity. The transcript has a single exon. The coding region runs from base 639 to 1337 and encodes 232 amino acids. Lineage: Eukaryota; Fungi; Ascomycota; Sordariomycetes; Hypocreales; Nectriaceae. Gene Ontology annotation, cellular component: mitochondrial intermembrane space. Gene Ontology annotation, biological process: phospholipid transport. The record is from RefSeq and is a predicted model, not a curated record.